AUGUUUUCAGGCUGCGGAUGUACCACGUUAUGGGAGAUUAUUCAGAAGUUGGGUCCUCUAAAAUUGUGUGUAGCCGCCAUCUCGCUCGGCCAGAUUAGCUCUGCGGCCAGGAUCACCGGUAGCCACCUGGUCACGAAUGUCUUAUCACCAGCCUUCCACCCGUCUUCGCAUACACCCUACAACAGACAAGCGCAUACUCUCACCACACCCUACACCCGUCACCUACACACCGACUUUUACACAGACCGGCCAAGCUGCAAACUGGCCGCAGAUCUUGACUACGAACUGACUGAUCGUGUUAGGCUGACUCCAUUUCAUAUUCCGACUUUUACUCUCUCUCUCUCUCUCUCUGUCCUGUUGUCUAGCUUCUUCACUUGUACCUCGCCUACCCCCACACUAUCACAGCUCAGCCUGUCAAAUUCAGUUGCGAUGGCAUUUGAUCCACCCCGAGCAUGUGUCUGGUCGUGA
Molecule: messenger RNA, 468 nt
Organism: Protopolystoma xenopodis
Lineage: Eukaryota; Metazoa; Platyhelminthes; Monogenea; Polystomatidea; Polystomatidae
Source: the annotation of a GenBank genome assembly